Molecule: messenger RNA, 663 nt
Organism: Triticum aestivum (bread wheat)
Lineage: Eukaryota; Viridiplantae; Streptophyta; Magnoliopsida; Poales; Poaceae
Exons: 2
Coding region: 166-648 (160 amino acids)
Source: RefSeq, a predicted model, not a curated record
GGGUGUGUACAUGUUAUUUUUAUUUUUCAUAUGUAUUUAGGCCACAAUUUUCGAUUGUAGGUACUCUUGCCCCCUUUUUUGCGUUGUAAUCCUAAGCACCCGAUGCUAGCUCUCGUUUUUUAGAAAGAAAAAAAUAGCUUAUAUAAGAUUUUGUAGGUCACCGACAUGGGAGGACUAAGGAAAAGCUUCUCGUUAGAUUACUUAAAAGUCCAAUUACACAGGUUUAAGGGCUCCACGCUCCAGUUAAUGGGACUCUCAGCGACCUUUGAGCAACCAAGUGAGUGGUCUAUUACUGGCGGGACAGGUGAUCUUGCGAUGGCGCGUGGUGUAGUCAAGGUGAAAUUCCAUGAGGUGGUAAAGGAUGGAGACACAUGGGAGCUUAGCUUCCAUGGAUUUUGCAGCAUGCAGAGCUUGCCCACUCUCACAAAGGCUGGCCCAUGGGGUGGACAUGGUGGUUCAGGUACGGACUCAGAACAGCCAUGGCGCAUAGAAAGUAUGACCAUCGUCCAUGAGGGGACAAUUGCCAAGUAUUCAUGCACUUACGUUGACCUGUCCGGAAAGAGGCGCACCACGGGUUCUUGGGGUGGUGGUAAUGGUAUCCCCACAAAGGUUUGUUUUUCAUGCAUGUUUUGGUUCUGGGAUUGCUAAUUUUUCAUUACUUCA